GUCAGCGAUCGAGGAAAACCGGCUUGUUGCCAUGGAAUCAGGAUCUAGAUCUCCCUGCCUCGAUCUCAGGCGUAUUGAUGCUAAAUUGGCCAAUCAAAGUCAAGAUGUAGAUUUGGUUGUGUUAGAAGGCAUGGGAAGGUGCAUUCAUACGAAUUACAACGCUCAAUUCACAUGUGAUUCCCUUAAAUUAGCAGUGAUUAAGAACCGCUGGCUUGCAAAUAGAUGUGGAGGUGAUAUGUACAGCGUGGUUUGUCAGUACAGCAAGGGAACAAAAACAACCUAGACUCCUGGCGAGAUUUUUUUAAACAAUGAGAUGAAAUGAGAAUGAAAUCAAUCUAUGUCUAUUAUUCAGUUCGUCUGUCUGACCUGUCUAUCUGUCAGUCAGCCAAUCAACUUGUGAAUCAUCGAUUCUAGCUACCAGUCACUUACUCAAGGUUUGAGUCACCAAUCAUCAUUCAAUCAGUCAGUCACUCCAGACAAUAAUCAAAAUCAAUCAUUUUGUGAAACUUAAUUACUUCCUUGAACGUACUAGUUAUACAGUGCUUUCAAGUGGUAUACUAUGGAAUAUUCCAGGCAUCACUAUUUUCUGCAUAUACACGAGCCUUGAGGUGCAUGCAUAUAUAAAGAAAAUACAAGUGACAGGUGGGAUAUUCCAUAGUGUGUCACGAGUAAACAUGGUAUAACGAUUUUAUUCCACCCCAUAGAAAGCAAAGAUUCAACUCACAGAGCACAAUGAGAAGGAAGAGUGAAAUACCAAUAAUGAAUAUACGACAGUUUUCCUGCAUUCCGAUUGGCUAGAUUUCCAUAUUGGCUAUAUAUAUGGUCUGAGAUAAAUUUUGAUAUUUUUAUCCAAAAACAACAGUAUUGUAUUGAAAACAAUAAUAUUUUUACUACAUGUCAAUAAAAUAAAAAGCUCUUGAAGGUUUUA
Molecule: messenger RNA, 928 nt
Organism: Actinia tenebrosa (Australian red waratah sea anemone)
Lineage: Eukaryota; Metazoa; Cnidaria; Anthozoa; Actiniaria; Actiniidae
Product: 4'-phosphopantetheine phosphatase
Biological process (GO): coenzyme A biosynthetic process
Cellular component (GO): nucleus; cytosol
Molecular function (GO): pantothenate kinase activity; ATP binding
Source: RefSeq, a predicted model, not a curated record